Colletotrichum spaethianum is the source of this 483-nucleotide messenger RNA. RefSeq names its product 40S ribosomal protein S13. Bases 1 to 483 code for a protein of 160 amino acids. Gene Ontology annotation, molecular function: small ribosomal subunit rRNA binding; structural constituent of ribosome. NCBI's taxonomy places the organism in Eukaryota, Fungi, Ascomycota, Sordariomycetes, Glomerellales, Glomerellaceae. Gene Ontology annotation, cellular component: nucleolus; ribosome; cytosolic small ribosomal subunit. The record is from RefSeq and is a predicted model, not a curated record. The transcript has 4 exons. Gene Ontology annotation, biological process: translation.
AUGGGCCGUCUUCACUCCAAGGGAAAGGGUAUCUCCGCCUCGGCGAUCCCCUACUCGCGCAACCCCCCUUCGUGGCUCAAGACCACUCCCGAGCAGGUCGUUGACCAGAUCUGCAAGCUGGCCAAGAAGGGUGCUACCCCUUCCCAGAUCGGUGUCAUCCUCCGUGACUCCCACGGCGUUGCCCAGGUCCGCGUUGUUACCGAAUUUGCGACUGACUUUUCCGCUUCAGGCAACCGCAUUCUCCGCAUCCUCAAGUCCAACGGCCUUGCCCCCGAUAUUCCUGAGGACCUGUACAUGCUCAUCAAGAAGGCUGUCGCCGUCCGCAAGCACCUUGAGCGCAACCGCAAGGACAAGGACUCCAAGUUCCGCCUCAUUCUGAUCGAGUCCCGUAUCCACCGUCUUGCCCGCUACUACAAGACCGUCGGUGUCCUCCCCCCUACCUGGAGAUACGAGUCCGCCACCGCCUCCACCAUCGUCUCUUAA